UGAUCUAGCGACUGCUUUUAAAGCAUUUCAAUCGAAUUUCCCCGCGGCGUCACGCAUACUUGAUUACUUAGACUGUAUGUACGCGCUUACAAGUCAUAGCUGUAUUAAUAGCUGUAAAUUGAGAAAAAAGGUUGUUUUGAUUUUGUGUUUAUAUAUUUAUUUCUUAUAAAAAAGAAUGGAGCCUUUAACAUCAAGGAACCGAAUUAACAGCCUCAGCAGCGAUAUUGACCACGAGAAGGUGGUCGGCGUGCUGUCACAGCUGGUGUAUGACGAUGCCGCUAUACGCAAGUUUAUAGAGACGUUUGAGGAGCAGAUUCGCUUCGCCAACAGCACGGACGAGAAGCUCCGGAAACAAACGGACCUCUUCUGGGAAAACACAUUCGUCAGGAGGCUCUUCGAUGGAACAGAGAGUGGUACUUACCUAGGAAUUGAUCUAGGUGGCACCAACUUCAGGAUUGUGCGUGUGGACAUGACGAACGGUGAGGCCCGCACAAGCACCAAAUACUACAAUCUGGAGGAGAAACUCCUCACAGCUUCUAGUGCCGAGUUGUUCGACUAUAUCGCCCUGUCUUUGAAACAGUUUCUAGAAAAGGAAACGUUCGAAUGCAAUAAAGUUCCACUGGGGUUCACAUUUUCAUUCCCGUCGACACAAAUGAGUCUGCGGAAAAGCAUUAUCACAACAUGGACAAAGCGGAUCAAGUGUUCUGACGGCCCGGGGCUCGACUCUGUCAUUCUUCUGGAGGAAGCUAUAGAAAGGCUUGGGUCCCUGCCAGUGUCCAUCGAGGUGGUUGGGCGGAUCAGUGACACCACAGGAACUCUCCUUGCAGGGAACCUGCUUGACCACAAGUGUCUGGCUGGGCUUAUUAUAGGAACGGGUUCCAAUGCAGCCUAUGUUGAAUACACAAAGAACAUUGAGAAAUGGGACGCAUGCUAUAAGGAUGAUGAUCCCUCUGAGAUUGUAUGUAUCAACACUGAGUUUGGUUGCCUGGGUGACAAUGGAUGUCUUAACUUCCUGCGCAAUGACUUUGUACGAGAGGUGGACGAACAUUCCGUUCAUCCAGGUUCCUUCACAUUUGAGAGGAACUUCAGUGGCCUAUACCUGGGUGAGCUGGUUCGAGUGGCCUUGAUCCGCCUUGCUAAUGAGGGGCUACUGUUUAAGGGCCAGUCCCUUGAUAAACUCUCCCAGCGAUGGGCCUUUUCUACUAAACAUGUCACUGAUAUAGAAAGAGACACAGAGGAGGAUAACAGUAACACAUUGGCAGCACUAAAUGACUUUGGAAUCAGCAACCCUACCACUGAUGACAUACUGCUGGUCAGGGAGGUGGCAGAGCUGACGUCCACACGGGGUGCCUUUAUCAUUGCUACAGCGAUGGUGGUGUUGUUGAAUCACAUCAACCAGCCGGAGGUAACCAUAGCGGUGGAUGGUUCCCUGUAUGAGCACCAUCCCAACUACCACAACAACAUGAUGGCAAUUCUCUCCAAGUGGAGACCACAGACUAAGACUACACUUAAGCUGGUAAAGGAUGGAAGUGGUCAGGGCGGGGCGCUGGUUGCUGCCAUCGCGCAGAAGUCGAAGGCUACAUGAACAAAACAGUGGGAAGUGCAAUAUCAGGGAAAUAAAUACGGCUCAACACAUCUCAGUUACAUUUUAAUUGUUAUAUGCCAGGGAAAAGAUAUGUGUCAAGGAAGUUGUACUUUUUUGCAAAGAACAGAUUUUACUGUUUUAUCAUAUUAUUGUAAGGGAACAAAUGUCAUGACAAUUGUUUAGAUUUUAGUUUGUGAAGGUGUUCAAGUGUUUGUUGUAUUAGGGGAUUUAAAAUUAAA
Molecule: messenger RNA, 1824 nt
Organism: Mya arenaria
Lineage: Eukaryota; Metazoa; Mollusca; Bivalvia; Myida; Myidae
Product: hexokinase-1-like
Exons: 12
Coding region: 176-1585 (469 amino acids)
Biological process (GO): glucose 6-phosphate metabolic process; glycolytic process; intracellular glucose homeostasis
Cellular component (GO): mitochondrion; cytosol
Molecular function (GO): ATP binding; glucokinase activity; D-glucose binding
Source: RefSeq, a predicted model, not a curated record